GCGGCAGUAGCGGCGGGAGUAGAGGCUUGCAGCGGUGCUGAAGAGCCGAGAGCGCGGCGCGGCCUAGAGCGGCAGGCAGUGCACUGGGCCCAGGAGGAGGCGCAGAAGCCGCCCUGGGCCGUCAUGGAGAUGGAAAAGGAGUUCGAGCAGAUCGACAAGGCCGGGAGCUGGGCGGCCAUUUACCAGGAUAUCCGACACGAGGCCAGUGACUUCCCAUGUAGAGUGGCCAAGCUUCCUAAGAACAAAAACCGAAACAGGUACAGAGAUGUCAGUCCCUUUGACCAUAGUCGGAUUAAACUCCAUCAGGAAGAUAAUGACUACAUCAAUGCCAGUUUGAUCAAGAUGGAAGAAGCCCAAAGGAGUUACAUUCUUACCCAGGGUCCUUUGCCUAACACGUGCGGUCACUUUUGGGAGAUGGUGUGGGAGCAGAAAAGCAGGGGCGUUGUCAUGCUCAACAGAGUAAUGGAGAAAGGAUCGUUAAAAUGUGCUCAGUACUGGCCACAAAAAGAAGAGAAAGAAAUGAUCUUUGAAGACACAAAUUUGAAAUUAACCUUGAUCUCCGAAGAUAUUAAGUCAUAUUACACAGUACGGCAGCUGGAAUUGGAAAACCUUACAUCUCAGGAAACUCGAGAGAUCUUACAUUUCCACUAUACCACGUGGCCUGACUUUGGAGUCCCCGAAUCGCCAGCUUCAUUCCUGAACUUUCUUUUUAAAGUUCGUGAGUCGGGGUCACUAAGCACGGAGCACGGCCCUGUCGUGGUGCACUGCAGUGCUGGCAUCGGCAGGUCGGGGACCUUCUGUCUGGCUGACACCUGCCUCUUGCUGAUGGACAAGAGGAAAGACCCUUCUUCUGUCGACAUCAAGAAAGUUCUGUUAGAAAUGCGGAAGUUUCGGAUGGGGCUGAUCCAGACAGCAGACCAGCUCCGUUUCUCUUAUCUAGCUGUGAUCGAAGGUGCCAAAUUCAUCAUGGGAGACUCUUCAGUGCAGGAGCAAUGGAAGGAGCUUUCCCAUGAGGACCUGGAGCCCCCACCCGAACACGUCCCCCCUCCUCCCCGGCCCCCCAAACGCAUCCUGGAGCCACACAAUGGGAAGUGCAAGGAAUUCUUCCCCAACCACCAGUGGGUAAAGGACGAAACCGGGCAGGAUAAAGAAGACUGCUCUAUCAAGGAAGAAACCAGAAGCCCUCUAAACGUCCCUUGUGGCGUGGAAAGCACGAGUCCAGACACUGAAGUCAGAAGGCGGGCCGUGGGGGCAGGUCCUGCCCAGGGGGAGCCCUCGCCACCCAAGGAGAAGCAGAACCCGGCACUGACUCCCUGGAAGCCCUUCCUGGUCAACAUGUGCAUGGCCACCGUCCUCACGGCCGGCGCGUACCUCUGCUACAGGUUCCUGUUCAGCAGCAGCACAUAAUCUGACCCACCUCCACUCCACCUCCACCCCACUGUCCGCCUCCGCUGCUAGAGCCCGUGCGCGCCUGGCAGGCAGGCCGUGGUCGGUAAGGGCCGAGGACAGCGUAGCCAGCCGGGACCUGGACGGACGUUUGUUCUGCACUAAAACCACCCUCCCCAGGCUGUUGGUUCUCACUCCCUUUGACUCUGUUUCCCUUCCCUUUCCUUCGAGUAUCCAAUCCACUACCCAUUUUUUGAGGAGAGCAAAGGAGAGUCUGGUGCUGGUAGCCUGUGCGAGUCGCGAGGCCCACCCCGCCGCGUGCUCCCCCUUGGUGUGGCCCAGUGCAGCCCGGGGAGGCAGCACCCAGUGUCCUCCUCCCUGGACCUCCACGGAGACCAUGUGCAGUGAGCCUCUCCACUCCAUAUUUAUUUUUUUGUUUUUGUCUUUUUUUCCCAAAGGCAUCCAUAGUGUACUAGCAUUUUCUUAAACCCAUAAUGUAUUAAAAAUUUUUGAUGUCAGCCUUUCAUCAAGGGCUUUAUCAAAAAGUACAAUAAUAAACCCUCAGGUAGUGCUGGGAACGUAAGACUUUGCCAUGAGCCUGCUGCAUCAGACCAGUACUAGGAAGGUGGACGGUUGUAAGCAGUCGUUAUUUCGUGACGUUGUGGGUAACGUGAGAAGAGGUUUGGCAUAUGUUUAUAGAACAUGGGAUAAUAUAUACUGAACACUUGGAUAUUUAAGAUACAUGACGUGAGAUGACUUUGUCCCAGUUAUCCCCUCCCGGUUAUCUGCUAGAACCUUGUUCUCAAUCACUGCUUUCCCUGUGUGUAUUAGAAUGCAUGUUCGGUCGUCUCGUGCCCCGAUCAGAUACCAUGUGCUUGAAACACUUAGCUCUCUGCUUAUUAAUGUGCCCCCAUGUACAAGUCCAAUCUACCUUUGCAUGAUCUGAUCAUUACAUGGCUGUGGUUCCUAAGACUUGCUGAAAUCCGCCAUUCAGCAGUGGAGUGAUGUUUUCCAGUAACAGAUUAUUUGCCGAAUUCCUGGCAUGACACUCUGGUGACUUCCUGGUGAGGCCCGGCCUGCCUUGUCCAGCCGGGGCCCACUGUAACUCAGACAUUCCAAGGGUAUGGGAAGCCGUAGUCACACCUCACGCUCCGGACAUAUAGGCAAGCAGGGUCCCCCCCAACACCCUGGGGAUCAGCCUCCAUGGUCAGAAGUUCACGCUCCUUUCGAGCAGACUGUGAUUUGGAACCAAGGCAACUGUUGGAAACCACACGCCCGAAGCAAUCUGGGUGACAGUCCCUCGGAGUCCGCCUGCCACCAUCCCGUUCUGGGGGCCUUGCUGAGAGCCACGUCUGCCCCUGCCCUUGAACCCUGGGGACUGAUGGUGCUCACGACUCUUCCUGCAAGGGAGCUUAAGACCUCCACAUUAAGUGGCUUUUUUAACAAGAAAAACAAAACAAAACAAAAAAAACAAAAAACAAGGCAGCUGUAGCUCACAAGCUGCUCUUUUGCCAGCAUUUUCACAUUUUGCCUUUCCCAUGUUAGAAGCCCGUGCAGAGAAACUCUGCGGCGGGAACAUUCGAGGCAUCGCUCCGCAGAGCCUUGGUGAGGUGUGGGUGAGGCUGAGGUGCCAGGCUGGAGGCGUUUUUGAGUUGGGCUUGUUUGUUUGUUUUUUGAAGUCCUGUAUAUGUAUGUAGUAGUUUGGGUGUGUAUAUAUAGUAGCAUUUCAAAAUGGAUAUACUGGUUUAACCUCCUAUCCUUGGAAAACAGAUGGCUCUCCAUCUUGUUACACGUAUGUUAGAGAAGUAGCGAGCUGCUCUGCUAUAUGCCUUAAGCCAAUAUUUACUCAUCUGGUCAUUAUUUUUUUACAAUGGCCAUGGAAUAAACCGUUUUUACAAAAAUAAAAACACACAAAAAAAGCGAGGUGUUUCGGUAUAAUACCUUUUCAGGUGUGUGUAUACAUGGCUGCAUGAUGGGGGGUGGGGGGCGCGCGUCUCAGGGUCUUCUGUGACCUCACAGAACUGUCAAACUGUACAGAUUUCCAACUUGCCAUAUAAAUGAUGGGUUUGCAUUUUAGUUGCAACAAUAAAAAUUUUUUUCUAAAGAACAUGGA
This is a messenger RNA of Enhydra lutris kenyoni (northern sea otter), 3499 nucleotides long. It is a transcript of the gene PTPN1, whose product is annotated as protein tyrosine phosphatase, non-receptor type 1. Gene Ontology annotation, molecular function: protein tyrosine phosphatase activity. The coding region runs from base 124 to 1407 and encodes 427 amino acids. The transcript has 10 exons. The record is from RefSeq and is a predicted model, not a curated record. NCBI's taxonomy places the organism in Eukaryota, Metazoa, Chordata, Mammalia, Carnivora, Mustelidae. Gene Ontology annotation, biological process: protein dephosphorylation.